Molecule: messenger RNA, 1888 nt
Organism: Dromaius novaehollandiae (emu)
Lineage: Eukaryota; Metazoa; Chordata; Aves; Casuariiformes; Dromaiidae
Product: WD repeat-containing protein 41
Exons: 15
Coding region: 386-1681 (431 amino acids)
Biological process (GO): regulation of autophagy
Cellular component (GO): lysosomal membrane
Molecular function (GO): protein binding
Source: RefSeq, a predicted model, not a curated record
CCUGUCCGGGAGAUCCCGGCCCCCGCCUGCCGGCGCAGCACGCAUGUUGGCGAAGCGCGUCGCUGUGUUGCGCAGCAGCCAGCGUGUGGAAGCCUGCUCUCAGGACCCCCGGUCGAUAAUAUAAAUUAUAGGCUGUAACUGAUUGUUUGUAUUGCUUAGCUGUAAUCUGUAAUAGUUUUUUUUAGCAUUUCUUUUCAGUUUCUCACCCGCAGAAUAAACUGGGCCUAUGUACUGCACUAAAUACAGAAAUCAUCUGUACAGACCAUUGGUGAAGAACAAAUACAGAAUCCUUACACAGAGCUCCUUGUAUUGAAAGGCCAUCAAGAUAUAGUACGAUUUCUAGUACAAAUAGAUGACUGCAGGAAACAGACAAGGUUUAUAGAGGAUGGUGACCAUGACUGGAAAAGAAUCAGGUCUCUCGAUAUUAACUGCAUUUAACUCUUGGCUGACACCUAAAGCAAAAGAAAAAAUUAGAAGGUUCGCUUCUGCAGGAGAUGAUGGGAUCAUAUUUCUGUGGAAUGCUCAGACUGGAGAGAAACUUUUUGAACUACAUGGACACGCACACAAAAUUACAGCUAUUGCACCAUUUUAUUCGUCAGAUGCUUCUGGAGAAAACAAUCAAUUGAUACUAACAGCAUCAGCUGAUAGAACAGUUAUUGUUUGGGACUGCAGUAGUGGCAAACAGAUUCAGAAAGUGUCUUGUUUCCAUUCUACUGUAAAGUGUUUGACAGUUCUUCAAAGACUGGAUGUAUGGUUGUCUGGAGGGAGUGAUCUAUGUGUUUGGAACCGAAAAUUAGAUCUCUUGUGCAAGACCAGUCAUCUUACUGAUGCAGGUAUCAGUGCUUUGGUUGAAUUGCCUAAAAAUUGUGUUGCAGCAGCUGUUGGCAAAGAGCUAAUCAUUUUUAGGUUGAUUGAUAGACCUGAAGGUUGGAAUGUCCUUGAAGUAAAACGCCUUGUUGACCAUCAGGAUAACAUCUUGUCGUUGGUCAGUGUUAAUGAUUUGACUUUUGUGACAGGUUCUCAUGUGGGUGAAUUAAUAGUUUGGGAUGCAUUUGACUGGACAAAGCAAGCAUCCGAGUGCAACUUCUGGGACUCUUCUCUCCACACAGAUGCACAGCCAGAAAUAAAGUUAUCCCAAAGCCCAAAUGAAACUUCAGUUCAACACUUAACAUCUGAUGAGGAGUGUGUGUUUGCUGCUGUUGGGAAAGGCAUAUACGUAUAUAGUCUUCAAAUGAAGCGUGUGAUUGCCUGCCAGAAAACUGCUCAUGACUCCUCUGUACUGCACAUUGCAAAACUUCCAAACAGGCAGCUGAUAUCCUGUUCAGAAGAUGGCAGUGUUCGCAUUUGGGAGCUCCGAGAAAAGCAGCAGCUACCAGCUGAGCCGGUUCCAACAGGGUUUUUCAACAUGUGGGGAUUUGGAAGGGCAAACAAGCAGGCAAAUCAAGCUGCUAAAAAGACACAGGAGAACACAACUAUGUAUUUCUUGGAGUUAGUUGGUGAUUUGAUUGGUCAUUCAUCAGCUGUGCAGAUGUUCCUGUACUUUGGUGAACUAGGACUGGCUACGUGCUCUGCUGACCAUCUUGUUAUUUUGUGGAAGGAUGGUGAACGGGAAUCUAGACUCCGCAGUGUAACAUUAUUUCAGAAAUUGGCACAAAAUGGUGGCUCACAGCUCAAAUUCUAAGUUACUUGAAUACAGGGUAAAUGUACAUAAACUGGAUCUGCAUUAAAUGUGAGUGUGAAGGGAAGUCUGAACUACUAGAAAGUGACUAUCAUUAAGGUUUACAUUUAAUGUCUUAUGUUAAAUUAGUAUUUUUGUUAGUUGCUGCUAUUCUUCUCAAAGGAGAAUUUUGCAGGUUAAAGCUUACUUGGCUUUUUCUAUCAGCAAAUC